AUGUCGGACCGGGUGGCGCCCCUCGGCUUCGUGUCGGUGGCGUGCGGCGCCUUCUUCUCGCAGAUACGCGAGGAGACCCACACACAGCUGCCCCUACUGGACCGCACAGAGUCCACCCAAGCGUCCGAGACGUCCGCAGACGAAAAUAGCGGAGAUGGGGGCAGAAAUUCUCCAUCAGGUGGCGACAAAUUGUUCUUUUUGGAUGAGAUUGACGUAGAAAACCCAUUUAGAGACGUCCAGCAGCCGCGAAAGCUAAGUGAAAAGCCCCAUAACGGGAUGGAGACGCGUAUUAUCGUGCCACCUCGCAGUGGUGUCAAGUCCUCCUUGUCUGUGGGUAGCGGCCAGCUGGCAGCUUCGAGUGGAGACACUGGGAGUUUGUCCGUGAAGCUCUCGUUGAACAAGAAGCGACCUCUGCAAGUGAAGAGCGAAGAAGCGCAAGACGAGGCUAAAUUGACAGACCAGUGGGAUCUCGACACGUUCAUGGCGAGCUCAAGGUCAGCUCUCAAGCAGGCAGAAGUGGAGCUCAAAUUCCAAUUAUUGUGGAGCGAGAAGUUCGCGGCAGGACAAUCGCACUCCAUGAUAACGUUUGACAGAGACAUGGAAGCUUCAGACGAUACGCCGCGCUUAACGGGAGGUGGGAGACCUUGCUGUUCCCUUCCUGGAUGUACGAAACAAGCUCAGACUAAGGGCAAGUGUAUCGCUCAUGGAGGAGUCCGGGGAUGCAAGGUGGAUGGGUGCACUGCUACUGCAAAGUGGCGCAGUCUGUGUACGGAGCAUGGCGGUCGACGUACGUGCUUGAAGGUUGGCUGCGAGAAACUGGCAUUAAGUGGUGGGAAAUGUCUUCAACAUGGCGGCGGGGGAGGGAAAACGUGUUCGUUCCCGGACUGUGUGACGAGACCGCAACGACGAGAUUUGUGUGCUGCUCAUGGCGGCUUUAUUGUGUGCAAGACCGAGGGUUGCGAGCGUAGAGCUGCCAGUAAAGGACAGUGUUCUCGUCACGCUAUUGUGAAAAAGUGUAAGACGGACGGCUGUGAGAAAGCUGGGGCGAAUCGUGGCUACUGCUACAAACACGCAGUGGAGGCGGGAGUUAUAAAAGCCUCUCGAAAGCCGAAAUGUAAGGAGGAAGGGUGCUUAAAGAUCCAACUUCGACAAGGCUACUGCUCCCGACAUGCCCAAGAACGAGGUAUCAGUGUCGGUCGUACGUGUAAAGCCGAAGGGUGUAGCAAGGUGGCCCAGGCUGGAGGUUUCUGUGCGACACAUGGCGGUGGAACACGAUGUAAAAUUGCUGGAUGCAACAAGUCCACUGUGACCAAAGGAUUGUGCUCUACUCAUGGUGGCCGGAAGACGUGCAAGGUUGAAGGUUGCGAGAAGUGGGGGCUCGCUACUGGGUCUUUAAAAGGUUAUUGUGUUGAACACGGCGGUGGCGAUCGCUGCAAGCAUCCAGGAUGCACCAAGAGUGUGCAAUACAAUGGCUUGUGCUGCACGCAUGGCGGUAGACUGAAAUGCGAGGCCAAGGGUUGCAACAAGGCGGUCCGAGUGAAAGGAUUUUGUCCUGCACACCAUAGCAAAGAAUUAUAG
This is a messenger RNA of Phytophthora infestans T30-4, 1578 nucleotides long. RefSeq lists its product as uncharacterized. The record is from RefSeq and is a predicted model, not a curated record. The transcript has a single exon. Lineage: Eukaryota; Oomycota; Peronosporomycetes; Peronosporales; Peronosporaceae. The coding region runs from base 1 to 1578 and encodes 525 amino acids.